Brassica napus (rape) is the source of this 3124-nucleotide messenger RNA. RefSeq names its product COP1-interactive protein 1. The transcript has 5 exons. Bases 803 to 2695 code for a protein of 630 amino acids. The record is from RefSeq and is a predicted model, not a curated record. Lineage: Eukaryota; Viridiplantae; Streptophyta; Magnoliopsida; Brassicales; Brassicaceae.
UAAAAAAUGUAAUAAAAAUAAAAUAAUUUUGGAGGUCUAUAGAUCACUGUUUCUUUUACCAUUAACCACAGUUAGCUUCGGGUAAGAGACGGUUCUUAGAUUUUCUUAAAUUUUAACUAAGAAAAGCUAACAACCGUCUCUUAAAUAAGAGAUAUAAAAGCCGUCUCUUAACCGAAAAAUGUAAAACAAAAAAAUGUUAAAUCAUGAGUUAAGAACCCCGACUAAGAUACCGGGGUUAGUCAUGUCAUGACUGGCUCUGUUAUCACCAAAGAAUGUAAUGGAUGAAGCGAUUGUGCUGACUUUAAAAAAUGAAAAGACUCUCGAUGAAACCGAACAAGCCUUGGCUAUUUUUAAUUUUACGCUAUAACUUGCUUGCCAUCUCUUUUGGACGUCGUUAUAUGUGUGUAUCGUUAGUGGUUAUAUAGUAAAAAUGGUAAAUGGUACGCAAAUGUUUGCUGAGUUUUCUUUAACAUGUAUUUACGAGAAACAUAGGUUUUGAGCUACUUAAUAGAUAUUGGUUAACCGGAUUAAACCGGUUAGUUCUUACAAAAAUAACAAAGGCUUUUAUUUAUGUAAAUAUAAAGUCCAAAGUGAGCCAUUCAAUUUAACUUCCUUUUUUUUUUUCCUUUUUCUUCUGAUCACCACCAGCCCCUAAUAUUUAUCUUUCUUUUUGCUAAAAUUCUCUCUUCCUAAUUCAAAGAAAUCAGAUUUCUCCGAGGACUGCGGAGAAAGGACCAUUUGAAUUUUAGAUUUACCUGAGACAAUAACAAGCAUCCUGAGAGUUUAUUUUAACUUCUUGGAAAUGGAGCAAGCAAAAACAGAAGUUGAGAAGAAAGUGUCAAGACUUCUAAAAUUCCUCCAAAACAAAAACAAGAUCCCAAGAGAUUCAAAGAGAGAGCUUCUAGCGAUUGCUACCGAUCUCCAAGAGCAUUGUCGAUCUCUUUAUUCUUCCAUUGAUGAUUUUCAACAAGAUUUGGAUCCGACAAGAAGCGGCGGCAGAAGUAAAGUGCAAUCGCGCGUUGCUUCAUCGGAAGAUAUAGAGAAUCUUGUUGAGCAAGGAAGCAAGCUUGAAGCAUUGAGGAACGAGGCUGAAGAGAAAGAACAUGCACUGGCUUUACGCGUGAAGGAGCUAGAGCGAGAGCUAGGAGAGGCGAAAGCUGAGUGUGAUCGUCGUAAGGGAGAUUUGGAAGAAGAGAUUGAGAUGAAAGCUAGCGAAAGUAAGCAGCUAGGAGAGAUGAACAAAGGGCUUAGGUCUCAGAUCUCCGGUUUGAAACUGGUUUUGAAAGAAACAGGAGAUGAGAUAUCGACACUUGUGAACAAGUUUGGGAAGAGUGAGUUAGGUUUAACGUCGAGGAUUGAAGAUUUGAAGUGCCAGUUGAGAAACUUGGAGCAGGAGAUUGGUUUUCUCCGCGAGAGGAACGCGGAAUUGACUGGAAGCUUUCAAGUCAAGAGAGUUGAGGACAAAGAACGUGUAAACGGCUUGAUGGAUCAGGUAAGUAGUUUGAAACAUGAGCUUGAAUCCUUGCGGAACAAGGAAGUCGAACAAGUUACAGAGAAAGAUAUGCAAGGGAGGAGUGUGGAACAAGAAACAGAUGAAGAGAGGAAUAAGUUGAAUGAAGAGAUUGACAAUCUUAGAGAAGAAAAUAAGGAGCUGCACACAAGAAUCACAGAACUUGAAUCAUCACAGAUGGAAAGAGAGAUCAAAAAUACCGAUGAAAAUGAAGAUAAGAGCAAGAAACUGGACGCUGAACUUUCUCAUCAGAAGAAACUGGCCAAGGAACAAGAUGAUGUUAUUAACAGGCUAUCGGAAAAAAUCAAGGAUCAAGAAAGACUUGUGAAAGAACAGAAAGAGACCAUUGACAGGUUCUCUGAAGAUCUGAAGCAACAAGAUGAUGUUAUUCGCAGGCUAUCGGCGAAAAUCAAGGAUCAGGAAAGACUUGUGAAAGAACAGAAAGAGACCAUUGACAAGUUCUCUGAAGAUCUGAAGCAAUCAAAGCGUUGGUCACUUGGUUCAAGCCGAGACUCGAAGCUGAAUCCAAAUGCCAUAGAGAAGAAAAUGGAAGAAAUAGCUGAAGAUUUCCGGAUGAAGAUAGAAGACCAUAUCAGGAUACUGUACAGGAGGAUCCAUGUAGCUGAACAAAUACACUUGGAGAGCAAGAACGAAUAUAUCAAAAUACGAGACAUUGUUCAAGAAAACAAAGAAACUAGAGAGAGUUUGCUCUUUUACCAAACCCAUUUCAAAAGAAUCAAAGACACUUGGGAAAAAGGGUACACAAGAUCGACCAAGAAGCUGGAGGAAGCAGAGGAACACACGGGCAGAGUUGCUAGGUUAGCAAAAGAGAUUGAUUCAGCGAAGAUUUGGGUGUGUGAGAAGAAGAGCGAGUUGGAAACUCUAGCUGCAAAGCUAGAAUGCGGAGAAGCUCAAGAGACUUUGUUGAAAGAGAAAUUAUCUAAGCUAGAGAAGAAACUUGCAGAAGAAGGUACAGAGAAAUUGAGUCUAGCAAAGGUUGUGACCAAAUUUGAAGCGAGAAUUAAAGAGCUUGAGAUCAAUGUGAAGGGACGAGAAAUUGAAUUGUUGAGCUUAGGGGAAGAGAAGAGAGAAGCAAUUAGACAACUCUGUGUUCUCGUGGAUUAUCAAAGAGAUCGAUACGAUGACCUCAAGAAAUCAGUCUUAAAGGUUUCUCUUAAGACCUAAUGUCACAAAACUCAACUCUUUUGUCUUCCUUUUCACGAAUGUUUUUUUUUUAAGUUUUAUUUGUUGUAUCUAUUUACGUUAGAAUCAUCUCCCCAUCUUGUAAAAUAUGAAAUGUUGAUUGUAAGAUCGGGGAUCUAUUGUGUUUGACAGUUAUGUAAAACGUUUAUAUGGAUACCUUGUUUGGCCAUUAUAUAAACAUUUUUGUAUUUAGGUUUAUAAAUGUUUAAAUAAUUUGAUGUAAUGAGGCAAAGGAUUCCAUAGCUGAAACUACAGCCAAUGGGAGUCCGCACUUCAUAAAUCUUGCUUUCUACUUCAUUCAAACCUUCAGGUUUUUAAAUUUUUUACAGUAUCUACUAAGUAAAUAAUUUAUGCACAUUUUAAAAACUCAUGCCUGAAUCAGACAGAGAAAAUAACGUAAACAAACCAUAA